Pteropus alecto (black flying fox) is the source of this 3354-nucleotide messenger RNA. RefSeq names its product Myb/SANT DNA binding domain containing 4 with coiled-coils (gene MSANTD4). The transcript is spliced from 6 exons. The record is from RefSeq and is a predicted model, not a curated record. The coding region runs from base 642 to 1679 and encodes 345 amino acids. Lineage: Eukaryota; Metazoa; Chordata; Mammalia; Chiroptera; Pteropodidae.
CAAUGAAGCAUCUUUUUUUUCUUACCUCCCCUUGGAGGCGACGGGGCGGAGGUGCAGCCGGGUCGCAGGUGUGCGGUUCCGUCCAGAAGGAGGCGGCUAGGGAAGCGGCGUCUCUGCUGACGGUGCAGCCGCUGCGUUGUGACCGAGUCUGGUGCGCGCCCCCUGCUCCUGGGAGGCCUCCCGGGAAUUCAGUCUCCUUCGAUUCUUCCCAGGGGCUGUGACAAGGUGUUCCCAAAGGAAGCGGCAGGGAGGGAUAUUUAGGAACUUCAUUCUCAAGUGUUAGUCCUUGAAAAAAAUUUCCCAGUUAUAAUAUCCCAUUGGCGGUACAUCAUCUUCACAAGGAUUACGCACGGUGUUCCAUACUGAACAUACUGCCUUUUGAGCAGAUCGGUUGCAUAUGUCUCAGAUCUUCAUAGUGAUGGAGCAAAUGGCAGAAAAAGGAAAAGGCCAAGUUUCGACUUCAGUAAUUCUUUGAAGAAUACUGCAACAUAGGAAUUAUCCAGCCUGCCUGUGCUACUAAUGAACAGAAAACUGAUUUAAACAAAGUGCCAACAAGGGAUUCUCUUUGAUUUUUGUACUUUGUAGCAUUUCUCAAAUUCUUUUCACAUCUCUUACAGUAAAACUGCAUUUAAGUUAGAAAAAUGAAGCAGUUGAAAAGGAAGAGAAAAAGCAAUUUUAGUGUUCAAGAAACUCAGACCCUUUUGAAAGAAAUUACAAAAAGGAAAGAAGUCAUUUUUUCCAAGCAACUCAAUACAACAAUUAAUGUGAUGAAGCGAAUGGCUUGGGAGGAGAUCGCGCAGUGUGUGAACGCUGUGGGAGAAGGAGAACAGAGGACAGGGACAGAAGUGAAAAGAAGGUAUCUCGACUGGCGCGCGCUUAUGAAGAGAAAGAGGAUGAAGGCGAACAUUAAACUGGUUGGUUCGGGGUUUCCCCUCCCUACAUCCGAUUUAGAUGACUCUCUUACUGAAGAGAUAGAUGAAAAGAUUGGAUUCCGAAAUGAUACAAAUUUUGAAUGGCAAAAUGUGGCAGAUUUCAGGGAUGCAGGUGGAUCCUUAACUGAGGUCAAAGUGGAAGAGGAAGAAAGAGAUCCCCAGAGUCCUGAAUUUGAAAUUGAGGAGGAGGAAGAAAUACUGUCAUCAGUCAUCCCGGAUUCCAGGAGGGAAAAUGAACUCCCUGAUUUCCCCCACAUUGAUGAGUUUUUCACUCUAAACUCAACACCAUCGAAGUCUGCAUAUGAUGAGCCCCAUUUGCUUGUAAGCAUAGAGAAACAGAAACUAGAAUUGGAAAAACGAAGGCUGGAUAUCGAGGCUGAAAGACUGCAGGUAGAAAAGGAACGCCUGCAGAUUGAGAAAGAGAGGCUACGGCAUUUAGACAUGGAGCACGAGCGGCUUCAGUUGGAGAAGGAGCGGCUGCAGAUUGAGAGAGAGAAGUUGAGGUUGCAGAUAGUCAACUCAGAGAAGCCAUCCUUGGAGAAUGAACUUGGUCAAGGAGAGAAGUCCAUACUUCAGCCGCAGGACAUAGAAACAGAGAAGUUAAAACUUGAGAGAGAACGCUUGCAACUAGAAAAAGAUAGGCUGCAGUUUUUGAAAUUUGAAUCAGAGAAGCUACAGAUUGAAAAGGAACGCUUACAAGUAGAGAAGGAGAGACUUCGAAUUCAGAAGGAAGGACACUUGCAGUGAUUUAUCUAGGUCUGCAUUUGGCAAAUUUUUGUAAACCAUAGGAUUUUCUCUAUAUUGGGUAAUAGGAAAAUGGUUGCAGGAUUAGUUAUGUUUUUUCCCCCCAUUCAAUGUCAGUGUUUUCAAUAGGAAAAAGAUAGUUAUGUGUGGGUAACUGUAUGCUUAAGUAGUGUAUUAUAUAAAAACUAUGUGCCCUAGCUUAAACAGUAUAGCAGAAACUAUUGUGCUGUACUUAAAUUAGUAAAAUUACAUAGAGCUUGUAUAAUCUGUGCACUCAGAGAUUACAGUUAUAUCUAUGUAAAAUUCUAGCUCAGUGGUUCUCAGCUAGGGGUGAUUUUUGCCCCCGGAAGACAUUUGGCAAUGUUUGGAGACAUUUUUGGUUGUCAAAACUGGGAACUGGGGUGGUUUGCUACUGGCGUGUAAUGGAUAGAGACCAGGGAUGCCUGCAUCCUGCAAUGCACAGGACAACCCCCCACAAAAAAGAAUUAUUUAACCCAAAAUGUCAGUAUUGCUAAGGGUGAGGAACCCUAUCCUAGCCUGACUGUGCACCUCUAUAGCUUUGUUUUAUAGUUUCAGAAUAUUAAAACCUCAGAUGUUUAUGUGGGUAGUUACUUAAAUGGCCAAAAACUUUAACUAUGAAACAUUACUGUGUAGUAUAUAGAUUAUAGGAAGUGAUGAAGAGUAUAGGUAUUUUAUUCUCAUGUUUCCAUCUAUAAACCAAGAUUCAGAACUGAAUAAAUAAACAGUAUAAGGAACAUCAGAGUUUGUCUAAAAUGGGUCAUUUUGAAAAGCAGUUGAUUCAUGUAGCUAUUGAUGUUUUAGAAGCAACACAUUUUUUAAGCUUUAGUUCCCUUUCUUCUUUGAAUCCAUUUUCUCAGUUUAGAUACAAAAAUUAUCAUUUCAACCAUGUGCUGAAAUUGUAAUGAAAAUGAAUGGUUGAAGCUAGUAAAAAUGAUACCAAUAUAAAAAUGGUACCAGUAAUACAUGAGCUUGAACUCAGUGAAUUUGAUUUUUAAAAUAAAUAGUAGCUGUUUGGGAGUAGAAGUGAGAGUCAGGAGAGAAAGUCUGCUGAAUCAGAUGAUGAUGAUGAAAUAAUGAUAGUAGUUGUGUGUUAUGAAUUAGAGAAGCACUAUCUGACCUAAUCUAUAGAAUAAUUCUUGAGAGUAGUAUAUCUAAUAUUAUUUCUGAAUCUAAGGCUCAGAGAAGUCACACAGUGAAUAAAUGACUGAUCUCAUAUAUUGUGGUGUAUUUUUAUCUUUGCCCCUCCCUGAGGAACAAAGUUUAUAUCUUCAGUCUCUUUGGCAUUUAUUCUGAAACCAAGGGCUUGCGUAACUUGAUGAUUUGCCCUCAGUCUCCGGAAGGUGCUCUUUCCACAAUCCAGGUGAUUUUAAUGUACACUAAAGUUAAGAAUCACUGCACGAGAUCACUUUGUAUUUCCUGAUUUCCAGGGCUGUUAUGUAGCUUUAAUACAUCUCUUCUGUUCACAGAUACUACCUUGAUUUUGCAUUUGUUCCUUGUUAAUUUAAGAACGUCUUGAAACCAUAUGUGAUAUUUGAAUAUAGGUAUACAAAGAAAAAGUAUAGUUCUGCCUAGUUACCUUGACUUUGAAAUAGUGUUAUUUUUCUAUAACUGAAAUAAAUACUUCUACCAUAGAAAUAAAAUUUGCCUAUGCUAACUA